Messenger RNA from Aspergillus nidulans FGSC A4, 2347 nucleotides. Its product is annotated as protein ndc1. Bases 132 to 2084 code for a protein of 650 amino acids. The transcript has 3 exons. NCBI's taxonomy places the organism in Eukaryota, Fungi, Ascomycota, Eurotiomycetes, Eurotiales, Aspergillaceae. The record is from RefSeq and is a predicted model, not a curated record. Gene Ontology annotation, cellular component: nuclear membrane; nuclear pore.
CUCCCAGGAAGCAUCACACUCGUUCCUGCAUCCGCCCGGCGCGGUAAUUGUCAGUUACUAUUGCUAUCUCCCUGACCAUGCUGUGAUAUUGUCCGUUCUUUCAAUUCUGCAGUCAAUCUCAGCUCAACGCCAUGGCCGCAAAACCUCGCCCGUACCGGCGCAUUCUCACCUCUGCGCUGCACCGGAGGUUUGUCCAUGCUUCGGCAUUGUCGUUACUAGUCUGUUACGCAAUCUCGGUUUUGAUCGGCGACAAAUCUUCUCUAUUCUGGGCCCUGUUUCCGCUCGGAUCAUGCGGUAUCCGCACCAUUCUCCUCUUCAUAUCCCCUCUCGCCAUCUUUGUUUUGCGAGUGGGUCAGAUGCACAUUGGCUCAAGAACGACAAGCUCUUCUCUUAACACUUUCCACUACCUUUUCCCACUUCACGUGAUUCAGACUUUUGGGUGGUACAUCUUCUCUGCAUGGUGGUUCAGUGAGCUAUACAAGUGGUCUGCGCCUACUAGCGCACAUCUGGAAUGGGUGAAACGUGGCAGCCCUCAUGAGCGGGCAACUUUGAACGAAAGGACCAUCUAUAUCUAUACGUACCACUUACUCUUAGCCAUUGCGCAGUCGCUUGCCCAUUUAUACAACGAUUACGAUCGUGUCCCCAUUGCCAUCACAGACAAGCCCGUCGGCGGCGCUGAUCAGAAAACUCAUCCGACGCAGCCUAUUUCAAAGCGUCUUCAGGAAGGGCUACAUCAGACUCUGAGGGAUGGGCUUUUCAGGAGUACGGUUGUCGCACUUGUAUGUCCGGUGGCCUACGUCUUCUUUCUCCGACGCCGAGCAUGGACCUACACCAUGUCCUUUGCCAAAUUAUUCUGGGAUUUCCCUAGGUCUGCCGCUGACCCUCCGAGCCUCAUCCUUCCUGUCAAGCCACCCCUGAUUGCGCGGACAAUUUUCUCUGGCGCACUCCUGGUUCUAUGUUGGCAGACCACCAACCUGUUCUUUUCUAUGUUUCUAAGCCAGGAACCUGUGAAGCGGGGCCAGCCAUUGACCUCGGGGGCCAAAGACCCAACCGGAAGCUUGCUGAACGGUUUGAAAGCGAAGAAGGAAACUGUUCGCGCGUUUGCCUUUUGGGAAUUGUGCUUCAUUAGCCAGCAGUUCCCUGACCGACGAAAGGCGAUAUUCAACGACAUCGACCGCGAAGGUGGAUCUGCUUGGACCCAAAUUAUGCAAUCAGCCACGGAGGUAAUCCAAGGCAUCACAAGCCGGAUAAAUGAGCAAAAGUUGGGCCCUGCGAAAUCUAAGCCAUCGCCAGCUGAAACCAAAUCCGAGCCCACCCUUCGCACCCUGCCCCGACUCACCGAUCCUGUUAAAGAGGGCAACAUCUUCGCCGCUUCUCCGAGAUCCACUACCACAAACGGUAGACUCGGUGAGGGAUUCAGUAGCACGUUGAGAUCACUUGGAGAAUCUCCGGACUGGACACCCAAGGCCCGCGCCCGAGCCCGCGACGUGUUUGACCGCGCCUCGUCUGCUGUUCUCAGCCCAGAACGCAAACAAAAACUUCUCUCUUCAUCCCAGGACUUCAAACUCCUCACCGGUGCUUCAUCCACCAGACCCGAGAGCAUCCACCCCUUCCUCGCCCAGCUUCUCCGCUCCCCCAUCGGCCUUCUUAUCCGCCAACCCUUCGCCCGCCGUUUGUCGGGUAUUGUGCUCGGCACCCCCACUGCCUCUCUCUCCUCCAUAAUCGAUGCCAUCGAGUCCAUCACCCGCCUCCUCAUCGCCUCCCUCAACGAGGACCCUUACGGCAAAGUCCAAGCCGACGUCCCUGCCAUCGUCAGCCUCUUCACUGAAACACUCACCACGCUAGACACCUACGCCCAUGUAGAGUUAGAUGUGCACUGGACAGAUGCUGCGUUUCCGCCGUCAAAUGACCCUGCUGCCCAGGCUGCUGCAAGGAGGGUUCCUGAUGUCGAGCUCAUUAUUGAUUCGCUUAGAGCUUCACUGAAGAGUCUUUUGACCGCGUUUAGUCCUUACUUUAAGGAUGUUGGGCUUGUAGGGAAGGAAUUGAGGUUGGCGAAGGGGGCUGCGGGGUUUGAUGAGGAGUGAGAGACUUGACUCACCUACUUCGGGCCUAAAGGAUAUUGAAUACAAUCUCAUUUCACAUUUACUUGGACUAUACAUUGGUGAACCUGGAGAUUUGUACAAAGUUAUGGCUUCAAACAGAAAAGUCAUAACCGGUACACGUGUAUCUGCACUGCAUUGCUGGCGUUGAUUUUCUCAUUCGGAGUUUCCAUGAUUACUGCUCGUCAUUGAUCUUAUCUAGUCUAAAAUUACGACGGAAAAUUAAAGUACGCCAUUAAAGUCUUUUG